Messenger RNA from Pisolithus orientalis, 2396 nucleotides. RefSeq names its product Chs5p-Arf1p-binding proteins-domain-containing protein. Gene Ontology annotation, biological process: Golgi to plasma membrane transport. The record is from RefSeq and is a predicted model, not a curated record. Gene Ontology annotation, molecular function: protein binding. NCBI's taxonomy places the organism in Eukaryota, Fungi, Basidiomycota, Agaricomycetes, Boletales, Pisolithaceae. The coding region runs from base 121 to 2349 and encodes 742 amino acids. Gene Ontology annotation, cellular component: exomer complex. The transcript has 12 exons.
AACUAGCAAGUUCGAGCAGUCACUGGCGGCAACCGCGAUUGUUUGGUAACAACAACAACUCCGCGUUCGCGUUGCUCAAGUGUUCUUUCUGCACAAGUACUUGGGCCCCGAACGUUAAGAAUGGCGGAUGCGGCCUUCAAGGAUAUACCUGAAUUGUUUGAAGUCGAUAUAGGCGAAGCCCUGACGGCUAGAACAGAGAGCUUGGCCACCUUUCGUGAGCUUGGACCGCCGGACCUCUGUCAUGUUGUGAAGAGCACGGGAAGGACUGGGCAGCGCGAUCUGGGUUCUUUCCAUUAUAUAUCAGGCGUCGACGCUUCUUCAUCUGCUUCGCUCGCUGCUUAUAUCAACUCCCUUACUUAUUCCUUCGAAGAUAACUUGGCGUGGUUCUCGAAGGGUCCUACAUGGAAGGUCAGGAGCGGUUGUUAUUGUUGUUUCAACGCGUUCUCUCGCGUAGAUGUUCGCGUCGACGUGAAGAUUCCAGGUGGAGUGAAUGCUUAUGUCGUGGAUUUGCGUGGGGAGCGUCACGAAGCCACACCUGAAAUAUGGCAAGAAACCUACAUGUCUGCUCUGCUCCGGGCGAUUUUGUAUUCGGACGAUCCUUCCUACUGGCUUGAUGCAUACCGUAAACUAGAUCCAGUCACGUCUUCUGAAGGAGAAGUACGAUUUCUCCAAGCUGCAGAAGCAUUGUUCAUGAAAGGGUGGCAGGUAGGAUCGGACCCGGAGAUUCAAGUUGCGACGAUUGUCUCAAAUCAUUUAACUGCCGGUAUCCUGAAAUACUUCGGUGGAUGUGGGAGGUGGCAACAAGCAGCCAACCUUUUUGAAAAGCUUUCUGCCCGCGAACCCGAAGUUGCCUCCCUCCUUGCCAAAAGUUACCUAGGAAUGAACGAAGAGGUGAAAGCGGUGCAAAUCAUGUCAAACGCUAUCAAGCACACACCACGCUCUUACACUCUCCUACACGUUCAAAGUGACUUCCUUCGCUCAAAAGGUAAAGCCGACUGGGCACUCAAACUAGCGAAGGAAGCAGUAAAUUGUGCCCCAAGUGAGUUCGUGACGUGGGAGAAGCUCACAGAACUGUAUAUCGAGACGAAGGAUUACGAAUCUGCGUUGCUCACUCUGAAUUCCUGCCCUAUGUUUACGUACAAUGGCAGAGAUACUCAUCGUGCUAUCCCGACGUCUCGUGUACAUCUUCCCACCAAAAGGCAAAUCAGUGAUAUCCUUCCCGAGAGGCAAAAAUUCGAGGAUGACGAAGCUGAUCCUGCUCUCCUUCGGCUACCGGCUCCCGGGUUGCGGGGAACUUGGGCGCGGGCAUAUGUUCUCCUUACUCGCUUGGUUUCUGAAAUCGGGUGGGACGAGCUCUUGAAAACACGGAGUGCCGUUUUCGUGAUGGAAGAAGAAUACCGCAUGCAAAAGGCGCAGGCCGAUAUCCAAAAUGCUGCCCUCAGGCAGCGGAUACGUCAGGAGGCGGAUAGCGCGGUAAUUUACGAAGAUGGGACAGUUGGUCGUCGAUCCGAGUCUGCGACACUCACUGCCGACGACGAUGCGUCUAUCAAGGGCGUACGUGGCUCAGGGGGAUCAAAAGCGUCCGAACUGGACAAUAAGUUGGAGGAGGAGGUCCUCAAUCCCUCUGAUAGCAUCCCUGUCAUACGGGUGUCCACCGAAUCGGACAUAGAAAGAGAAUUGGCGGAGUCUGGUUGGGCGACGCCAAAUGGCAAGGACACCGAUGGCCCUGCAUCCGUCAUUACAAGUCCCAUCGUUGAGAGACCAUUGACUGCUGCUGCUAAUGAGGAGGCAGAGGCGUCUCCAGCUACUCCCCAGGAAGGAUUUUCCUUCACGAACAAACGUUUAUGUGAGCGUUGGUUGGAUAAUUUAUUCAUGGUCCUUUAUGAGGAUUUGAGAGUGUGGACAAUAUUCCGGGCCGAGGUGGCACAUUUCAAAACACAACACGUGGCCUAUCGGAAAACUGGCUUGGAGUGGGAAAUCCUUGGUGACCUGGGUGUCCGUUUGCAUCACAAAGAGGAAGCAAAGGAAGCGUACCAGAGAUGCAUCGAGACCUCCCGAUACUCCCAAAAGCCAUGGACAAAACUACUGGAGACGUACGCUGAGGAGGGUGACAUCACCCGUACUGUCCAAGCCGCCAUAAGACUUGCUGCAUACCAACAUGCGGAUUUUACCGAGAUGACAUACCCGACCCUCAUUGCCCGAUGCUUCUUUAAGUUGGGGGAAAUCCAUGGCCACGCCAAGAUCUCGUUCACACUGCUGAGCAUGGGCCUGUCCGAACCUAUACUGAAGAUUAUGGAUAGUUACCUGCAAUAUGGAAAGACGUUUAAGGUGGAAGGAUACGACUUUUGAUACGGUACUUGGUUCGUUUCGAUUUAGAUAAUUCAUCGUGUUGUGAG